Molecule: messenger RNA, 1155 nt
Organism: Tetranychus urticae (two-spotted spider mite)
Lineage: Eukaryota; Metazoa; Arthropoda; Arachnida; Trombidiformes; Tetranychidae
Gene: sta
Product: stubarista 40S ribosomal protein SA
Biological process (GO): translation
Cellular component (GO): small ribosomal subunit; ribosome
Molecular function (GO): structural constituent of ribosome
Source: RefSeq, a predicted model, not a curated record
GGCGAUGCCUUGCAAUGAAGGAGUUUGUGCGUCUCCUUGGUUACCUAUCGGAAACGGAAGAUGUUUUGCAGGCAGUUUUAGUGAAUUGUUUGUGUAGUUGGUGAAACACGAGUUGUUAUCCACUUUAAUUUAAUUUAAUUUCUUAAUUGUGACUUUAUAUAGUUUAUUUGAGUGAAAAAAUUAGUUAUCAUGUCUGGAGGAUUGCGAGCUCUCGCUAUUACCCAAGAUGAUGUGUCCAAAUUUCUUGCUUGUCACACACAUCUCGGUGCUAAAAAUGCUGAUUUUCAAAUGGAACAGUAUGUUUUCAAGCGACGUGGUGAUGGUGUUCACAUAAUUAACCUUCGCCAUACUUGGGAAAAAUUGCUUCUUGCUGCUCGAGCUAUCGUCACCAUUGAAAAUCCAGCAGACGUUUGUGUAAUCUCUUCUCGAGUCCAAGCUCAGAGAGCUAUUCUUAAGUACGCUACAUAUACCGGUGCUACUCCAAUCGCCGGUAGAUUUACUCCUGGUACUUUUACAAAUCAAAUUCAAGCUGCUUUUCGGGAACCUAGGCUUCUUGUUGUUACUGAUCCAAGAUUGGACCAUCAACCAUUGACCGAAGCAUCUUAUGUUAAUAUUCCUGUUAUUGCUUUCUGUGACACUGACUCACCUCUUAGAUUUGUCGACAUAGCUAUCCCUUGUAAUAACAAGGCUCCACUUUCAAUAGGUUUAAUGUGGUGGAUGUUAGCUAGAGAAGUUCUUAGGUUACGAGGAAAGCUUUCUAGAGAGAUUCCUUGGGAAUCAACAGUUAAAGUAGAUUUGUUCUUCUACCGAGACCCUGAACAAGAAGAGAAAGAGGAAGCCGCUGUUACUGAAACUGCUAAACCAAUUGCUCGAGCUGAAGUUGAUGGAGCUUACGCUGAAGAAUGGACUACUUCCGCUCCAGUUGAAACUCAUGAACCUGCUGAUAUCCCAGCAGUCACCGGAACCGCAGUAGGAAGCAAUUGGCCAUCAGCCGGAAGUGCUGCAGCAUCAGUCCCCGCUCCAGCCCCUGUAACUCGUGACUGGACUCCUCAAGUUAUCGGAGAUUGGGGAGCAACUAAUGAUGACUGGGCCUAAUUCUUUCAUGUAGAAGGGAAUUCAAAACUCUUUUGAUUAAACUAUGAUUUUGUCAAUUAA